AUGGAUGAUCAUUUUUCACGAGAUGUCUUGAUCAACAUAUUCUCAAGACUUGGUGUCAAACAACUUUGUCAGCUCAAAUGCCUCUCAAAAGAAUGGAACUAUACAAUUUCCAGUCCCCAUUUCAAGGAACAACAUCGCGAUCAAUCGAAGAAAAGGCCAACUCUCUCUCUUAUCAGCUAUUCAGGAACUGAUCGCUCGUUCAGGUCCCGACUCGUUCAUCUUUCUUCAGUAAAUUCCUCUAAUUAUGAGCUGGUUCACAAAUAUGAAAAUAUUGCAGAAAUUGAAUGGGGCUAUAUUGUGUGGCGUUCUGGGUUAGACUUGUUAUGCUUUUACCAAGAGGGCUAUGUGGGAAAAAUUUAUAUUUGCAAUCCCAUUACCAAAAAGACUCUUACUUUGCCCGUUCUUUCCGAUUUUGCUGGUCAAGCUUGUUUAGGCUAUGUCUCUUCAACAAAUGAGUACAAAGUUGUAGUAUCAUUUGAGGGAACAGUGGAAAAUUAUGAGGGUUUUGAAGAAUUUUUGGUUUUCAAUAUCCUAACCCUUAAGCUAGAGGAAGAAGAAACUAGUGUAGUAGGAUCAUGGAGAGACUUGUCGUUGAGUUGCUCUUCCACACAUUAUAAAGGAACACGUCAUCAACCGAUCCACAUCAAUGAGUUCAUUUAUUGGUUAGCCAUUGGAAAAGAUAAUACCUAUAGCAGUGAUCAUAUUCUUGAGAUGAACUUGGAAAAUGAGGAAGUAAAGACCCUUUGUGUACCAAAUGGCAUUAGUUGCUUUGGAUUUACGCAUUUGGCUGAGAUAAAUGGACGUCUCUGUUACGUUCAGAAUAAAAGAGAUGGUAAUAUGUUAAUAAAUAUUUGGAUGUUGAAGGACCAUGAGAGUGAAUAUUGGUGUUUAGAGUAUAGUCUUGAGCUUCUUCAUGAGAGUGCUAUUAUUGGCUAUUUGCCAAGAAAUAAUGAGAGUGGAGAUAUCUUGAUUUGGUCCUUCACACGUGGUCUCUUUUGCUAUGAAACUGAUACAAAAAAGUUAAGAGAAUUGAAGAGUUUAAACAAAAUAGAGUAUGAGUGGUGUGCUCUUUUUUAUGAGAGCUUCUUCUCUAUAGGGCUGCCUGGAAUUAGAAUUUGA
This is a messenger RNA of Lycium barbarum (goji berry), 1119 nucleotides long. Its product is annotated as putative F-box protein At4g38870. NCBI's taxonomy places the organism in Eukaryota, Viridiplantae, Streptophyta, Magnoliopsida, Solanales, Solanaceae. Gene Ontology annotation, molecular function: protein binding. The coding region runs from base 1 to 1119 and encodes 372 amino acids. The record is from RefSeq and is a predicted model, not a curated record. The transcript has a single exon.